AUGAAUCCAAUGUGGAAGGUAUAUAAGAGCAAAGUGCUGAAGACCAUUAACCCUGAGUAUGAGGAGGACACUGCUGAAGAGGUCACAGAGGUGGAGAAUGAUGUGAUGAGUCCAGUGCAGGAGGAUGAGGGACCCAACACUGUAUCCCAGUUGGCCAAGAAAAUGCAGGGGGCCGGGACUAAAAGCUGGAACAGGCUAUCAGCUCUCUUCAACAAAGACGAUGAACACCAGCUUCUAGAGGAAACCGAGAGUGCGCCAGUCGCCGACCAUCCACUUGCAGUGAAACCGGAGGAGCCGCCUCCUCGACCAAGUAAGCGUUCAGCAUUCUGGGAUAACUUUGCGGCCAACUGGGCUGCCAAGAAGCAGGCGGAAGCUGCAGCAAACGAGGUGGCAGCAGAGCAGGGUGAGGCGGGGGUGACAGAGGCCGGAGGGGAGGAGAGCCAGGAUGGGCAGAUCACUCAGGGAGAGGAGAGUGAAGGAGGAGGAGGACGGAGCAGCAACAACAGCUUUUCCAAAUACGUCUCGAUGGGAGGAGGGAGCGAGGACACAUCCUUCAAGUGGAACUUUGUCACCAGCAAGCUGGCAGAGCUGAAGACCAAGAGUAACUAG
Messenger RNA from Micropterus dolomieu (smallmouth bass), 609 nucleotides. RefSeq lists its product as uncharacterized. Gene Ontology annotation, biological process: spermatogenesis. Lineage: Eukaryota; Metazoa; Chordata; Actinopteri; Centrarchiformes; Centrarchidae. The transcript is spliced from 4 exons. The record is from RefSeq and is a predicted model, not a curated record. Bases 1 to 609 code for a protein of 202 amino acids.